Molecule: messenger RNA, 3327 nt
Organism: Dipodomys spectabilis (banner-tailed kangaroo rat)
Lineage: Eukaryota; Metazoa; Chordata; Mammalia; Rodentia; Heteromyidae
Product: cadherin-related family member 3-like
Exons: 20
Coding region: 373-3036 (887 amino acids)
Biological process (GO): homophilic cell-cell adhesion
Cellular component (GO): membrane
Molecular function (GO): calcium ion binding
Source: RefSeq, a predicted model, not a curated record
AGUAGUAGUCAUAUUAAAAGUGUUAUGACAUUUUUAAGUACUUUCUCUAACUUCAUCUAACAAGUCAUUGGAGAAAUUUCUUUAGAGAAUUGUUAUACUCUUUAAAUGGUUUUUAUUUUCCAUUUAUAAUAAGGAUUAUAAAGUAUAAUUUGCUUCUAUAGUCUCAAAGUUAAAAAAAAAAAGCUCCCCCCCCACAAAAGCUCUCUUUUUUAAAUAAAGAAUUAUUGGGUAAAAUGUUGUUUUAAAAUGUACUCCUUCAUUGAUUAAUUCGCUACAGAGAUUUAUUCAGGACUGCACCAAGAGAAGAAUCCCUACAGGGAAUUUUUAUGAAGAGAGGAACAAAAUCAGAAGCAGCAGCAGCCUUGACACCAAAUGAUAAAUUGCCUCUGGUUACCAUUCUGUGAGAGCUUUCUCAUCUUUGGUCUGGUGAAUAAUGUGGAAGAUGGAUGCUCCUUGGCAAUCCUGGGGAGAAGGCUGUGCGUGUUUGGAAGGAGGGCCUCCUUCGGGCUGGAUGUUGUCGCUGCUCCAAACUUUGCCAUUGAGAAUGGCAGCCCUGUCCCAGAAAAUGCCUCUGCACACAGCCGGGUUGCUGUGGUCAGUGUGUCUGUCUCGCCUCACACUUCUCUGCUGGGAGACCUCGUGAUUCUUAAUGCCAGUCCUGCUGUGCAUCCAUUUGUGCUAGCUCGUAGGUCCACACACCUGUGGGAUUUAUUUACCACCGGAGUACCCAUGCUGGACUUUGAGACAGUGGCACUCUAUUCCCUGGUGAUUUAUGCCAAAGACAACCAAGGAGCAACAACAUCCCAGAUGGUUCUCAUCCAGAUUGCAGAUGUGAAUGAACCACCCACCUUCACUGGAGCCCUGGCACAGGGAGAUCAAGUUACUGAGAUUUAUGUUGUAGAAGACAUUGCCUUGGGCACAGUCAUUUACAGAGCAACAGCCAAGGACCCAGAGGAUGCUGCUUUGGAGUUCUUCAUUUCCCCGAAGGACUCUGGCUUCACAAUCGACAGCAUUGGAAUGAUCUCCACAGCCACAGUUUUUGAUUUUGAGAGUGAAAUGAGAAGCUUUUCAUUGGUCAUUAAAGUGGCUGAUCCAGGAGGACUGUCUACUUCCGGAAAUCUAAAGAUUUUCCUCAUCAAUGUCAAUAAUAAGGACCCUACUCUUACUUGCAGUUUAUUCAAUAUUGAAAAUGGCAUCUUGAGUGUUACUUCUUUGAACUCCACUCUGCACAAUAAAGCCAAUGUCACACUGGAAGAAGAAAUCCCAGUUGGGAAAACUAUUGGAAUAUGCCAGGCUUCUGAUGAAGAUGACCUGGGAGAUGUAAGCUUUGAACUAGAUCCAUGGAAUGAGUACUUUGCAGUUGAUAAAGAGUGUGGGAAUGUGGUGACUGCCGCCCGUCUGGACGUGGAGACAGCUGGGUUUGCAAGUGUUCAGGCCUUCUCCAUUAAGGCUUGUGACCGUGACCGGAGGUGUGCAGCCAUUCCAGUGACUGCUUACAUUAAUGGCAUUAAUGACAACUCGCCUGUCUGUGAUCAAUAUCUGAUUAGGUACACGGGCAAGGAGGUGAUUGCAAAGGAUACAGUAGUUGCUACGCUCUUGUGUCAUGACCUUGACAAGCCUCCGAACCUCAUCCGUUAUGCACCGAGCUCUGGCCCAAUUGGCUCUGGACAGCUCUUUGAUCAAGUACCAAAGGCUGAACAUGUCAUCCGCGUUGCCAGAGAGUUGGAUUAUGAAAAUCCAGAGGUGGUUGCAGCUGGGCACAUCUAUGAAAUGAAGAUUUCUGUGUUUGAUGACCUACAUCCCUCUCAUACAGUGACUGUGACCAUCAUUGUGGAGAUUACUCCGGACAACGAUUUCAGUCCUGUCUUUACAGAAUCACACUAUUCAUUUCUGGUUCCAGAAACAUCAGGAGCUUUCCACAAAGUUGGACGAGUGACUGCCAUCGAUGAGGACUACCCUCGAAACUGUGUGACCUACAAGAUAACCCAUGGAGACACCCAGGUAGUACAAAGGUUCUGGAUUCACCCUCUCUCUGGAAUGAUUGAACUGACCACACAGCCAGACUAUGAGUCGGUGAAGCAAUAUAACCUCACCGUGGAAGCUGUGGACUGUGACAGGCUUCAGCCUCGCACAGCCGUGACCACAGUCACCAUUGACAUUGAAGAUGAGAAUGAUGAAGCGCCUGUCUGCACGCCACAUCUAUAUAAGGCAGUCAUUUUUGACAGUGUUGUUGUGGGGACAAACGUCAAUGGCUUCAGACUAAGCUGUCACGACAGAGAUUCACAAGAUUUCGAAAUGCGUUUUGAGAUGGCUACUGGAAAUGAGAACCAUCAUUUCGGAUUUGACCCCAGUCGAGGUUCAAAUACUCCCAAACUAAUUGUGAAGAAUCCUUUUAACUUUGAAUCUGGAGCUGAUAUGCGACGGCAGUACCAUCUUGUGGUGCAUAUUAUUGAUGACAAUCUGAAAUAUGGCAAAGCCACCAAGCCCAGGACAGGCACUGCUAUUAUUGAUAUUCAUGUGAUAAGAGCCAGCACACCACCUCCUCCAACCAACGCUGAACAAAAGAAAGGUCUGACCAUUGUAUACACAGCUAUCAAUACGUACAAGGCCAGCGACUGGUACAUUCCUUUCAUCUUCACUCUCAUGGUCAUUUUCUUUGUUGGAUUUGUUUCUUGGGUAUGUUUCCUGCUUUGGAGAUACGGAAACAUUACAGUUUGUUGUCAGAAAAUGGCUAAGCAAGUUUCCAAACCCAGAGGAAUCAAGUAUAUUGCAGGAGAUAGAACUCAACCGGAAAAGGCUGUUACAGGAAGCAAAAGUAAAAAGCUAGAAGUAUUAACAGAAACCAUUGUGUAUGAGACUGUGUUUGAUGGAGAAGCCAUUGAUCCAGUCUCUGGGAAUGUGUAUGAAUACAACAGCCGAACUGGGGCUAGAAAAUGGAAGAAAGCCCCCAGAUCCAAGGAGUCGAGCAUCUAUUCCCUCCAAAGAACCUAUCCUUUUGAGGAGUCAGCAUCCUUGAAAAUUCCUACACAAGCAUAGCAUUUUCCAGUGUCUUUAAAUGAUAGCAUUUUUGUAUGUAUGACUGUCGUAGGUAGUUUUUGCUUGGCUAUCUGAAAUUAAAUUGGAGACCUAAGGUCAGCUGCUUUGUCUGUACUGAUAGCUUUUGGCAAUCUUCUGGCUCAAGUGUCUGAAAGAGUGCAGCAAGAAUUGUCAACUUUGAAUCUCUGAUAUAUGUUGCUGAACAUUAAAGACUAAUUCUUUCCUUCUUUGUCUUCCUUUGCUCACUUCAAUGUAUACUUCUAGAAGUCAGAAACUUUGUGUUUGCUCACU